This is a messenger RNA of Macaca mulatta (Rhesus monkey), 411 nucleotides long. RefSeq names its product H3 clustered histone 1 (gene H3C1). The record is from RefSeq and is marked provisional. Lineage: Eukaryota; Metazoa; Chordata; Mammalia; Primates; Cercopithecidae. Gene Ontology annotation, cellular component: nucleosome. Gene Ontology annotation, molecular function: structural constituent of chromatin; protein heterodimerization activity; DNA binding.
AUGGCUCGUACUAAGCAAACUGCUCGGAAGUCUACUGGUGGAAAGGCGCCACGCAAACAGUUGGCCACUAAGGCAGCCCGCAAGAGUGCUCCGGCCACCGGCGGUGUGAAAAAGCCCCACCGCUACCGGCCCGGUACUGUGGCUCUGCGCGAGAUCCGCCGUUAUCAGAAGUCUACCGAACUGCUGAUUCGUAAACUACCUUUCCAGCGCCUAGUGCGCGAGAUUGCGCAGGACUUCAAAACAGACCUGCGCUUCCAGAGCUCUGCUGUGAUGGCUCUGCAGGAGGCGUGCGAGGCCUACUUAGUUGGGCUGUUUGAGGACACUAACCUGUGCGCCAUCCACGCCAAGCGCGUCACUAUCAUGCCCAAGGACAUCCAGCUGGCUCGCCGCAUCCGCGGAGAGCGGGCAUGA